GCAGGAUGGAGCGGAGACGGGUUACCUCUGCACGCCGCUCUUAUGCCUCCUCUGAGACCGUGGUCAGGGGCCUCGGUCCUAGUCGACACCUGGGUACCAUGCCGCGGGUCUCCCUGUCUAGAAUGACUCCUCCACUCCCUGCCAGGGUGGACUUCUCCCUGGCCGGGGCGCUCAAUGCUGGCUUCAAGGAGACUCGGGCCAGCGAGCGCGCAGAGAUGAUGGAACUCAAUGACCGCUUUGCUAGCUACAUCGAGAAGGUCCGCUUCCUGGAACAGCAAAACAAGGCGCUGGCAGCUGAGCUGAACCAGCUUCGAGCCAAGGAGCCCACCAAACUGGCCGACGUCUACCAGGCGGAGCUUCGGGAGCUGAGGCUGAGGCUGGACCAGCUUACAGCCAACAGUGCCCGGUUGGAGGUGGAGAGGGACAAUCUCGCACAGGACCUCGGCACCCUGCGGCAGAAGCUCCAAGAGGAAACCAACCUGAGGCUGGAGGCAGAGGGCAACCUGGCUGCGUAUAGACAGGAGGCAGAUGACGCCACCCUGGCUCGUGUGGAUCUGGAGAGGAAGGUUGAAUCGCUGAAGGAGGAGAUCCAAUUCCUGAGGAAGAUCCAUGAGGAGGAAGUUCGAGAACUCCGGGAGCAGCUGGCCCAACAGCAAGUGCAUGUGGAGAUGGAUGUAGCCAAGCCAGACCUUACAGCAGCCCUGAGAGAGAUUCGCACCCAAUACGAGGCCAUGGCCACCAGUAACAUGCAAGAGACAGAGGAGUGGUAUCGGUCCAAGUUUGCAGAUCUCACAGAUGCUGCUUCCCGCAACGCGGAGCUGCUCCGCCAGGCCAAGCACGAAGCUAAUGACUAUCGCCGCCAACUGCAGGCCUUGACCUGCGACCUGGAGUCCCUGCGAGGCACGAACGAGUCCCUGGAGAGGCAAAUGCGGGAACAGGAAGAGCGCCAUGCGCGGGAGUCGGCGAGUUACCAGGAGGCACUGGCUCGGCUGGAGGAGGAGGGCCAAAGCCUCAAGGAGGAGAUGGCCCGCCACCUGCAAGAGUACCAGGAUCUACUUAACGUUAAGCUAGCCCUGGACAUCGAGAUCGCCACCUACAGGAAAUUACUGGAGGGCGAAGAAAACCGCAUCACCAUUCCUGUGCAGACUUUCUCCAACCUCCAGAUCCGAGAAACCAGCCUGGACACCAAAUCCGUGUCAGAAGGCCACCUCAAGAGGAACAUCGUGGUAAAGACGGUGGAGAUGCGAGAUGGUGAGGUCAUUAAGGAGUCGAAGCAGGAGCACAAGGACGUGAUGUGAGGUGGCCCCACCUGUUGGCCCUUGCUGUACAGUGGGAGGGCCCACCGGUCCUCAGAUAGUCCUGUUUGCAAGGCCCAGUUCCCAUCCACACCAGCGCUUCCUUUCCUUUGUUUUUAUGCCCUGUGUGCUGACCAAGGCUCAGUCAGUGCUGAGCCUCACGGAUGGCACAUACCCUGCACCUCCAACUAACAGGAUACUCACCCCAAAAGGGGCAGUCAGGAGGGGAGAGGCCCCCAGCUAGGUUAGAACUGGAAGGAAAGAUGUGCAGGGCAAGGAGACUUAACAAAUCACUUCCUUCAUCCUUGUUGUUAUGGAAACUGUUGCCAGAGCUGGAGGUCUCUGGGAACCGGACUUUGAGUUUCCGCAGGCUGCCGGAGCAAGACAAAAAUUCAGACCGAAAGGAAAACUCCCCAAGGCAAAGUAUCUCUAGCCAGAGACCUAUGUAUCCAGAAUAAUCCUGACAAUCUAGGAGUGGGUGGGGCAGACCUGCUACCUGGACUGGCCACUAAGGCAGUCCUGGAGGGCCCUCAGGAGUGAUGACUCAGUGGGUCAGCCCCACUGAGCAGCUCUGCAGGUUGACAGCCCACGAGCAUGUGGAAACUUGGUUCUCAGCACUUGGCAGGAUCUAUGUACGGCAUAAGUGGGGAGGGAAGGUGUACUGGAUGGUGUAGAGGAGGCUCCCUGACCCGUAAGUGCGGAUGCAGAGAGGGGGAGCCCGGGAAGGCUCCCCUGCUCAGGCUGUAGGCGUGCACAUUUGGACAUUGGAGUUGGAAAUUGUAGGUAACCAGUUACACUUGGCUCUGAACCCUAGGAAUCAGGGAAUGACCGGUGCUCACAUAGACACUGAAAUGGGGUCGGGGGGACUUCCUCCACUGGGCAGGGCACAGCUGCGUUGCUCUCAGUUGUGAAGGUCUAUUCCUGGCUGCUCAGUCCCCAUCCACUUGGUCAUCUCACCAUGUGACUGCUGCUUCUCAGUUCAGAAGAACCACAACCAUCCUUCCAAGGUUCUCCAUCCCCACGAUGACUAGCUGCUGUUCUCCAAGCCAAGGGACAAUUCCCUUUCUUAUGCAUAUACAUGAUACCACCUAUUUAGGUAUCAUCCUACUUGACAGUUUGGGAAACUGAGGCAUGUUGUCUUCGAGCAGCCUGGAGGCAAGUGCCUUCAUAUUAGAGCACCUUCUCUGGAGCUGAUUGGUGGGCAGGUAGGGAAGAAACCAAGCUGAAAGUGUCCGCUCAGUUGUCCUUCUUUCCCCUCCAAGGUCCCUCCCUCUUCCCAGGACCUCGUACGCCCACCCCACUCCUUGCCACCUCUGCUAACCGUCAGAGCACUGUUGUCGCCUUUGCU
Molecule: messenger RNA, 2643 nt
Organism: Apodemus sylvaticus (European woodmouse)
Lineage: Eukaryota; Metazoa; Chordata; Mammalia; Rodentia; Muridae
Gene: Gfap
Product: glial fibrillary acidic protein
Exons: 9
Coding region: 6-1298 (430 amino acids)
Biological process (GO): intermediate filament organization; regulation of chaperone-mediated autophagy
Cellular component (GO): cytoplasm; cell projection; intermediate filament
Molecular function (GO): structural constituent of cytoskeleton
Source: RefSeq, a predicted model, not a curated record